Kalmanozyma brasiliensis GHG001 is the source of this 990-nucleotide messenger RNA. Its product is annotated as Alcohol dehydrogenase GroES-like protein. The record is from RefSeq and is a predicted model, not a curated record. Gene Ontology annotation, biological process: cellular response to oxidative stress. The transcript has a single exon. The coding region runs from base 1 to 990 and encodes 329 amino acids. Gene Ontology annotation, cellular component: cytoplasm. Gene Ontology annotation, molecular function: quinone reductase (NADPH) activity; zinc ion binding. NCBI's taxonomy places the organism in Eukaryota, Fungi, Basidiomycota, Ustilaginomycetes, Ustilaginales.
AUGUCGAUUCAAGCGCUUCAGAUCGAGCGUCAGGGCGGGCCGGAAGUGGUUCAGGUCGUCCCGGUCGCAGCCCCCAGCCUGUCGGGCUCGGGCAAGGUGCUAGUCCGCAACGAGUAUGCGGGCGUCAACAUGAUCGACACCUACCACUUUGGCGGUCUGUACCCGCUGCAAUGCCCCAUCAUCAUCGGUCAGGAAUCCGCAGGUGUGGUGGAAGCCGUUGAUCCGGACGUCAAGACUGUCCAGGUCGGAGAUCGGGUGGUGCAGUACGGUGGAGGGUCGUAUACGCAGCUUCAAUUGCUGGAUGGGGAGAGGGUGGUCAAGCUGCCCGAUGGGAUCGACACCAAGACUGCUGCUGCUGCGUACCUCCAGGGACUGACGGCGUUGACGCUGUUGAAGGAAAGCCACCCGAUCAAGAAGGGCGAGUGGAUGCUCGUCACUGCUGCUGCGGGUGGUGUCGGUCUUCUCCUGUGCCAGAUGGGUCGUGCUUUCGGAGCCAACGUCAUCGCCGUCACCUCCACCUCCGAGAAGUGCGAGCUCGCCAAGAAGCACGGCGCUCACCACGCCCUCACGUAUAACAAGGAAAACCCCCAGGCGUACAUCGACGAGAUCCGCUCCAUCACCAACAAUCACGGCGUAGACGGCAUCUACGACGGAGUAGGCGCCGAUACCUGGGAGGCCAACUUCGCCAUCGCCGCUCGCAAGGGAUCCAUCGUCACCUUCGGCAACGCUUCCGGCGCAGUCCCCGCUUUCGCCCCGCUCAAACUCGCACCUAAGAAUCUCAAGGUCUGCCGUCCAACCCUGUUCAACUACGUGACGACGCGCGAGGAGAGGGAGACGUACUCCAAGGAGCUCUUCGAGCUCAUCGAGAGCGGUAAGGUCAAGAUCAACGUGCAUGACACGUACGGGUUUACGACGGACGAGAUGAGGAGGGCCUUCGCCGAUAUCAAGAGCAGGAAGACGACGGGUAAGCUGGUGAUCAAGCUCGAGUGA